Molecule: messenger RNA, 3502 nt
Organism: Scomber japonicus (chub mackerel)
Lineage: Eukaryota; Metazoa; Chordata; Actinopteri; Scombriformes; Scombridae
Gene: ctc1
Product: CTS telomere maintenance complex component 1
Exons: 22
Biological process (GO): positive regulation of DNA replication; telomere maintenance via telomere lengthening
Cellular component (GO): CST complex
Molecular function (GO): single-stranded DNA binding; telomeric repeat DNA binding
Source: RefSeq, a predicted model, not a curated record
GUCACUCACAGUUUACCUGUCAGCUACAGGCCGGUCAGCGUCUCUGAGCUUCUCUCUCAGCAGCACCUGGCCUGCGUCAGUAACCUGUCCUGGAGCACCAAUCAGCAGCGAGCGUGGGCGAGGGAGGCGGAGCUUGCGUUGCCGGGUAACAGCGCCCUGCCGCGGGUCAACCUGCUGCUGAUUGGCUGUCUGACGGAGGGGCGGGGCGGGGAGCUGCGGCUGACGGACAGCAGCGGCAGCGUGCGCUGUGAGGACCUGUCUGUCUCUCCUGGCCGCCUACAGCUGCCUGUCUUACUGCCUCACUGGAACUACAUCCCCCAUAAUGCCCCGGGGCAGCAGGCCGGAGGAUGGGUGGAGCUGAUUGGCUCUCCCGUCCUGCUGCUGCCCGGUCCUGAGCAGGGAUUGGCUCCUGCUCCUGGAGGGGCGGGGCUUAGUGGAGCGGUCGGAGUCAGAGAAGCGGCUGAUUGGUUACAGCACAGGGCUCGUGGACAGAGGCUGGCAGUCUAUGGUGAGGUGGGGUCAGUCUGCCCUCUGCUGGUCGUUGGAGGAACUUCGUUCUUCUGCUUCAGUCUGAGAGACGAAUCACACACUCUACCUGUGCUGGUUAAGGACAGCAGCAGGCUGUGGAUGUCUCGGUGUGUGUGUGUCGGUGCGCGUGUGUGUGUGACGGCUCUGCGUGUGUGUGUCCUGCGAGGCUGGAGAGGAAACAACAUCCUGUGUGUGAGCGAGCACUCUGAGAUACACACACACACACAGGAGCACACACACACACCUGCGGACACGCCCCCAGCUGUGAUGAUGUCACACUCUGAUGAAAAGGAGGAGGCGGAGCCUGAGACAGACUCCGUCCAAUCAGCUGUCAGGAUGAAGGAGUCCAGGGUCAUCAGUUACCAGGGCACUGUGACUGAGGUGGUGAGUGAGGGGGCGGGGCUGUACAUGAUUGACAGGACGGUUGGUCUGUGCCUGGCCUAUCAGCCGACGCUGAGCAGGAAGCUGAGAGCAGGAGACUCUGUGGAGCUCCAUCACGUGCACUUCCUGUACCGGCCCUGUCCUGACUUUCCUCCCAGCAUGCUUUGCACCUGUCUACGGUCCACCCUGAGGGUCACCGCCUUCAGCAGGGUGGGGGGGUCUCCGCCCGACUACAGCUGCCCCGGAGACGGAGCGUUACCACGGUUACUGCUGGAGAGGAACACGGGCGUGUCCGAGUACCUGUGGAGCUGCCACCUGAGCUCCCAGCUCACACACAGUCUGCUCCCCAGCGUCGUGAAGCAGCAGUGUGUGUGUGCGUUGUCAUGGAAACUGAUGGAGCUCGUGUGGAGGCAAGGACAGCGACGACGACGGGACAUCUACUCGGAGAUGCUGGACGAGCCGCACAGCUGUCCUCUGACAAAGUACCGGUUGGACCCAGCAGUACAUCAGUACCUCAGUGUCUCGGAGCUCAGUGAGUCUCUGCAGUCAGCCUGUUGGUCUUCAGUGUCUCUGAAGUCUCUGCUGCCCCCCGGUGGAUCCGACCUGACCAGCACCCAGAUCAACUCCGCCCUGGCCUGGUCCUGCAGGGUCCUGACCUCUGACCCCCAGCAUGGGGAGGCUCUCAGACGGCGCCCCCUGCUGCUGGUCGGUGUGUUGGAGCUUCCAUCACAGACGUCUGAACACGUUCUGCAGCUCAGAGACGCCACGGCAACGGUAGCGUGCGUCGUCACGGAAACCAGCGAGGAUGAGGAGGGAGGGCAGAGGGCGGCCUUCAACACUGCCUGGAUCGGUUGUCUGGUGUGUGUGCAGCACUUCACCAUGGUAACAGAGAGGUUCCUCCAAUCAGAUUUCCCCUCCUACCAACACCUGGAGCAGGACCGGUUCAUCUCACACAGACAGUACAGAGUCUACCUGCAGUUUUCUCUGGACCACGUCCACAUCCUGAGUCCAUCUGUUGCCAUGGUAAUACACCUGAGACAGAGGGGGGCGGAGCCAGCAGGUGACAUCACAGCGAAGAAAUGUAGAGGAAAAGAAGAAGAAGAAGAGAGGGGCGGAGGUCAGACUGCAGGGAGGAAGAGAAGAAGAGAGGAAGAGGAGAAACCAGCCUCUUCCUCUGUUACCAUGACGACCGCCUCCACCUCCCAUCCCUGCGUCUCCAUGGUGAUCCGGGUGGAGCAGAAAGAGGGCGUGGCCUGGAGGAACACGGGGGCGGGGUUAAAUGGAGAAGAGGCGGGGCUUGUGCUGUGUUUCUCUGUUAGAGCUGCUGUGAUUGGUCCAGUGGUCAGCUGGGGGCGGGACCCAAAGAACAGACCAAUGACAGACAGGGAGGCGGAGACAGAGAGGGACGACAAGGUGGUGUUGGUCCUAUCAGCUGCUUCCUGUCGCUGGUUUCCUCUCCUUCAGUCCGGAUGUUUCUACAGACUCAUCGCUGCCAACACACAGGAUCCCAGCGUUCUGAUUGGCUGUGGGGUUUCUGGGCGGAGCCACGUGGAGCAGCACACUGACUCCACCCUAAAGGUCCGAUCUGAUUGGAGGUUCCACACGUUGACCCGCCCCCUGCUGCUGAGCACCUGCAGACAGCCUCUCUCAGCUCCGGUCCUGUCCGUGUCUCAGCUUCUAGACUGCAGCUCAGCAGAGUUGGUGUGUUUUCAGGGUUUGGUGUCUGACAGGAUCAGUCUGACUGACAAGACGAGUACAUCUGGACACACACACACAGGUGUGCGUCUCACAGUGUGUGACCAAAGUGGGAGGAGUCUCCAAGUGUACCUAGACUUGAGCCACACCCCCUUCCCACCUGGCCUGUUGCCUGGCAACCAACUGCUGCUGUCUGCUUUCCAGAGGAAACUGUCCAGGUCAGGAAGUGUGUACUGCAGGUAUUUACCUGUCAGCUCAGUGACCGUCAUCACUCUGGGAGAUAAAAGCUCCCCUCAGCCUCCUCCAGCUCCCAUGAUGCAUCUGGGUCGAUGGGCUCUCAGCAGGGGGAACAGGUUCACUGUCGCUCAGGUCAAAGUUCACUUGGUGUGUUUCCUGUUUCUGCAGCUGCAGUGGAGCUGUUCACUGUGUGGCAGCGUCUACACACAGUCUCGUUGCAGCUCUCGGUGCUCGUCGACCUCGUCGGUGUUUCAGUCCAAAGCAAAGCUGGUGAUGGAUGACGGGACAGGUGAGGCUCACGUCUGGUUCUCAGGUGCUCUGGUUCGUCCUCUGCUGGGAUUGGCUGACGGUCAGUGGGCGGGGCUUCAGAGAGCACUAAAGGUCAGAGGUCACAUCGAAGUGUCUCCCCGAGGGCCGAGCGCGGUGUGUGACUCUGAUGACUCCCUCCUACUCUACCUGCUGUGUGUGUGUAACAGUGCUGCUGUGUGCCGCUCGCUGUCUCUCACCUGCAGGAAACACACCAAUCAGAGAGCAGAAGAGAUGAAGAGAUUCAGUCGAGGAGAUCGAGACUUCAUGACCAGGAUGAGUCGUCCUCUACAGCUCACCUGUCUGCACAUCAACCCAGACUGACCCCACCUGUCCUCACCUCACCUGACCUCAC